Molecule: messenger RNA, 532 nt
Organism: Daphnia carinata
Lineage: Eukaryota; Metazoa; Arthropoda; Branchiopoda; Diplostraca; Daphniidae
Exons: 4
Coding region: 111-356 (81 amino acids)
Source: RefSeq, a predicted model, not a curated record
AUAUACGCGUAAGGCACUGUGCAAUUUCCUGGUCUGCGUAUAAAAGACGAAGAAGUUUGAGGAAAUGACAACAGUCCCGCCGUGCAAAUACAUCCGAUAACAUCAACAAGAUGAGCCGUCCCAGUUUGAUUUUGAUUAGCUUCUUGGUGGUGUUGGCAUUCGCCAUUUUAAUGGUGGAAGCUGAAGAGCGUGAAAAACGAGCACCGAUUUUGGGCCUGUUACUCGCAAAAAAAAUAUUACUGGGAGGAGGCCAUCACCAUCAUGGCGGACACCACCACGGGCAUCAUGGAGGCCACGGUUAUGGAGGUUAUGGAGGACAUGGAGGUCAUCACGGCGGUCAUGGCCAUCACUACUGAAUCAUUGAUUAGUCGCACGUUCGCUCCAAAGAUGCUCUGAUUAUUCGUUCUGGCUUUUACGGGUGGUUUCCUGCAACAUUCGUUAACUGUUGUUAUUCACGUUUUCAAAAAAAAAUUCUCCUUUGGCGAUGGCAUGUAUUCUUAAAACGAAAAUAAAUAUAUGUAAUCGGCAACAA